Trichomycterus rosablanca is the source of this 1871-nucleotide messenger RNA. RefSeq lists its product as uncharacterized. The record is from RefSeq and is a predicted model, not a curated record. Bases 212 to 826 code for a protein of 204 amino acids. The transcript has 10 exons. Lineage: Eukaryota; Metazoa; Chordata; Actinopteri; Siluriformes; Trichomycteridae.
AUUUACAAUUGUACUGGAAUAUUCUAUAAUAAGUAAUGCUGCUUACUUAGCUUUUAUUUGGUCUGUCUGGUAUAAAAGAGACCCAAAAAAUAAUUAUAUAGACCUGACGUUACUACUAGCUGCAAACCUUAUAGGGCUUGUCUGCUGCAGCUUACAAGAAUUCUGCAACAAGGAUCAUCAUAAAAAAAUUAUUGUUCUGAAAUACUUUUUAAUGGAAUUAAUCAGCUGGUGUCGAGUGGUGAGGAUUCCUUUCCAUUAUGAGCGUAAUCUUGCUUGGUUGUCCCUGUUGAUAGUUUCAUUACUGGGAACCUGUGGCAUGUUGUUACACAUCAGAUAUAAAAAAUUGUGCUGGACAUCAUUAUAUUUAAUCUCUGAGGUCUUGGGUUUAUUACUGGCAGUCUGCUUUCAAUAUACAUUUCUGAAAACUGUAAAAGACCGGGAUGCUUGGAUCUGUAUGACUGUAUAUAUAUACAUUUUGGUUUUGAUGGAAGCUUUUAGCCACCCAGUUCAGUCAUCAGUUCAGUCAUCAGUUCAGUCAUCAGCUCAGUCAUCAGAUCGUAAGUUUGUGUACAUGUUUGGUGCAGUGACUCUGAUUAUUGUGAACACUGUUGCUUUGUUAGUCGAGCUGAUCCUAAAAACACGAAAUGGUGAACGAAAUGUGAAGGAUCUGACAGUUAUAGUUCUACCAUCUGAAAGUGUGUUUGCCGUUUGCUGUCUUAUAUUACAAAUAAAGAGUUACCUGCAUGAUCUAGCUGUAAACAGGAAUCAAACAAUCAAGAUGAAUGCACUUUAUACUGCAGCACCAACUGCACCUCAGAGUCUCUAGAGUGAGCUUGUGGUCUUUUGUGAUCUUAUUCAAGAUUCAGAUGUUUUAUGCCAUAACGCAAAGAAAAAAUGUGCAAAGUGAAGCAGCAUCUCCACUACAAGUCUUGAUUAAUGAUUUCAAUGAAUACGCUAGAAUUAUUCUUUAAUUACUUUAAUUUCAGUGGAUUUUGUUUCUAGAAGGCACAAAUGUUGUGGAUUUCUGUUAUUAGUCGUCAGUUAACUGUUAACCAUAACCAACCAGCAUUCCAUCAAAUAUAAAACACAUCACAGAGUUUCAUAUGAACAACUUUAUUCUUUAUUCAAUGUUAACAAUUCAACACAGUGAACGCAGCAGUAAUGUAUAAACAUAAACAAUAUGAGCAGGGCCAGUUCAGAGUUCUGAAUCUAGAUUUUAAACAGUAGCUGGUAGAUUUUUUUAUUACACAAAAUUAAAUAAAAGGACUUAAUAUAUAAGUAUCAUAAAGUUCACCUUAAUCACUUACUGUGAUAUUAGGACUUUAAAUUGGUUAUUAUACUGACUAAUAAACUUUAAUGUACAGAAUAUCAAAUAAAGUGGAUCUGAAGAACGUUUUAUAAUAAAAAAAAGUUCAUUUUUGCAAUUUUUGUGCAUUUUACUUAACAAUGUCCAAGACUGUGUUUGAUAUAACCUUGUGAACUGAUUAACCUUGUGUAAUGAGUAACUAUCGUUCCUGUCAUGAGUGUAGCCAAAGUGUAAAACAUGACGUUAAAAUCCUAAUGAACAAAUAAACACACAAAUUUAACAAUGUUGUUUAAAAUGGUACCAUGAGUAAGAACAAAACACUCUAUAACAGUAAAUAAGUGUAAAUAACUGCAUUGUGUAUGUAACUUUUUAAGUAGGAAAAGAAUGAAAUACGUGUGUAUUUCUAUUUCAAAUAAAUAUGUUAUCAGUCCAGUUGUGCUUUCUGAACGUUUUUAAUGUGAAUAGCAUUGUUUUUAUAACUAGCAGCUAAAACUGGUCAUGUUGUUGCAUUUGACAAACCCCAAGUUGGGAUAUUUUGUAAAAUACAAUAAAAACAGAAAUACGA